Molecule: messenger RNA, 744 nt
Organism: Orbilia oligospora ATCC 24927
Lineage: Eukaryota; Fungi; Ascomycota; Orbiliomycetes; Orbiliales; Orbiliaceae
Exons: 1
Coding region: 1-744 (247 amino acids)
Cellular component (GO): membrane; mitochondrial inner membrane peptidase complex
Molecular function (GO): serine-type endopeptidase activity
Source: RefSeq, a predicted model, not a curated record
AUGUACCGCCUCCUCUCACGCCACCACCAUCGUCAUCAUGGCCGUAUGUUGCCAUUGAUAUCCCGUGGUUAUAUCCUACCGUCGCAGACGACGUCAAUACUUCAUUCCAACCCGCAGCUUAAGCUUCAAGUCCGUCGCAAUGGCACAGUAGCAGCAUCUCCAAAUGGAGGAACCACAGGAGGAGGAGGAGGAGGAGAAGGCAGUGGAGGAAGUGGAGGAGCUACCCCAGAAGACGACCUCCCAUGGUACCACCCCCGCUGGCGCCGAGCUCUAACCUCCCUCAUAAUCGGUAUAAAGCUCCUAGCAUUCACCCACCUGGUAGUCUCCAAAGUCUUCAUAAUCAGCCAGUGCGAAGGUCCCUCCAUGCUACCGACCUUACCAACCUCUGGCUCCGUCAUCGUGAACAACCUACAUUCUAGAGGAAGAUGUAUCAAAGUCGGUGACUUGAUUGCAGCUCACAGGCCAGAUGAUAUGGAUGUUAUGCUAUUGAAGAGGGUUAUCGGUAUGCCUGGGGAUUAUGUAGUUACCGAUCCUAUGGCUGCUGGGAGCGGGGAGGAGACUAUGAUGGUUAAGGUCCCUGAGGGACAUUGCUGGAUUGCUGGGGAUAAUUUGUCCCAUUCGAUUGAUUCGAGGUUUUAUGGACCUGUGCCGUUGGCGUUGGUUAUGGGGAAAGUGGUGGCACAGGUUGCGGGGGGUAGGAGGUGGUUUUCGGGACCUUUUACUGAGGUUUCGAAGGACGAGUGA